Lactuca virosa is the source of this 654-nucleotide messenger RNA. The record is from the annotation of a GenBank genome assembly. Lineage: Eukaryota; Viridiplantae; Streptophyta; Magnoliopsida; Asterales; Asteraceae.
AUGGAAGCUCAAUUCUUUCGGUUUUUGAAGAUCGUGGGAGUUGGAUUCAAAGCUAGAGCGGAAUCAGAAGGACGUUUAUUGUUUCUGAAGCUGGGGUACAGCCACGAAGUUGAAUUAUCAGUGCCUCCUGCUGUUCGUGUGUUUUGUUUCAAACCAAAUAUCGUUUGUUGCACCGGAAUUGACAAGCAAAGGGUGCACCAGUUUGCUGCCGCCGUCCGCAGCUGUAAGCCACCGGAGGUUUACAAAGGCAAAGCCACAUUUCAGUUGCUGAGCCGAGCUUUUUGUCAGAGAAUCAUUUUAAAAUUCUUUAUUUACUUGUGGUGGAGACUGGAGAAAAGGGAAACAAGAUGCUCCCGAGAAUCAAAGUGUUAUAGUCAUAGCAUGACUAUAAAACACUUCAUGCUUUUUAAAGUGUGUACAGUUUUGGGGCUAGAAAAAGGCAAAGAGUGCAUUGUUGUUGGAACAAUUUAUAAGCAUAUGAAACUCAAACCUACAAUCCUCACUGAGUACUCAAAAGAGAGGUCUGUAACUCCACUUGUGACCCCUGAUAAUUUUGUGCACGAAGAUGAUAAUCUUGUUCUUGAAGAUGAAAGUGGAAGAAUCAAUCUUAAAGGCAGUGUACUGUCACAUUCUGUAUAUGUAACGAAGGUGUAA